Molecule: messenger RNA, 771 nt
Organism: Psilocybe cubensis
Lineage: Eukaryota; Fungi; Basidiomycota; Agaricomycetes; Agaricales; Agrocybaceae
Exons: 7
Coding region: 1-771 (256 amino acids)
Biological process (GO): fungal-type cell wall organization
Cellular component (GO): cell cortex of cell tip; plasma membrane
Source: RefSeq, a predicted model, not a curated record
AUGCGCGGUGAACUAUGUAUUGGCUUCGCUUCUAUUCUAUCGUUUGCUUCCGUGAUACUGCUCAUUUUUGUCCAUGUUGGGCAAAUUAAUACCUCGACGGUACCACGAAAAAUUUCCAUGGUCAAGGUCAACAUGACUGGAUAUGGGUCAACUAUUGAGACCAUAACGUUCCCCAAUAUCGGUACCACCUCAGGUUUAUAUACCAAUAACGCCAGUGCUCCUCUCAACGCUCACGCUGGACUACGACAAUUCUAUGACUUCGGAUUGUAUUCAUACUGCGGCUAUGUCGAUGUCAAUGAUGGAAUUUGUGGAAAUCAUACCGCUGGAGAAAAGUAUACCCCCUUCGAUAUCAUACAAUCCGACCUGGGCACCAACUUUUCCGUGUUGACUGCUGCAAUAGUACCAACCAAUACCUUCAGGGAUGCCUCAUAUUUGGGAAAAUCUUCCAAAGCGGCGUAUUGGAUGAUCUUAUUGGGUACCAUCUGUGCUGCCCUAGCCUUGUUGACUGGCGUUGCCAAGAAUAACUUGACCUUUUUUGUGUCUGCUGUGUUUUCGGCGUUGGGCAGCUUGUUGUUGUUAAUUGCCGCGAGUAUAUGGACUGUGAUGAUUAAAAAAUCGCAGAUCAUAAACACAUCGCUAACACCCACCAAUGUACCUCUCAACAUUGUAGUUUCUGAAGGAACCGGUCUAUUUCUGACUUGGGCUGCGUUUGCGUGCCUAAUUGUGUCGGUAGUGCCAUACAUGGUUAGCUGUUGCACAUAUCGAGGAUAG